Molecule: messenger RNA, 4396 nt
Organism: Chelmon rostratus (copperband butterflyfish)
Lineage: Eukaryota; Metazoa; Chordata; Actinopteri; Chaetodontiformes; Chaetodontidae
Exons: 11
Coding region: 8-3718 (1236 amino acids)
Biological process (GO): positive regulation of transcription by RNA polymerase II
Cellular component (GO): nucleus
Molecular function (GO): transcription factor binding; RNA binding
Source: RefSeq, a predicted model, not a curated record
GCGGACCAUGUGGAGCAGCAAGAUGGCGGCGCAGUGGAGGGGGAAAGACGGGAAUUUAAAUGCCGGCAACAGCGACUUUCUGGCCAGCAACACUGCCAAUGAGCUGGUCCCGAGUCAACGUGAUGUGGAAGGUGUGGAGAUGGACACACAGUCCUGCGUGGAUCACUCAAUCCUGGCCAUUUUUGAAGACUCCACUGUUACAUCAGAGGAUAAGAGGGAAGCGGAGCAAGAGAGUGAGAACCUGCUGUCUGCCCUGACUGAGAUGCUGGACAGUGUGGGGGAUGAUGACGGGACUCUGUCCCCCUUUGACACCCUGCCAGACACCAAGCUCCUCGUCCACCCGGAGUGCAGGGAAAACUCAGUUGAACUUUCACUUGCUGACAGACUUAGACCAAGAUCCAAAUCUCCAAACAUAACAUUCACAAUUAAAAUUGAUGGAGAAAAGGACAAUGAGAGCAAAAUGGAGAGAAAGAGGCCUCCCCAGCAGUAUAAACAACAAAGCCAAACACUGUUUCACUCCAAAAGUAAGAAAACAGAGGCUGAAGUCGAGGUCUUCACCUCAACGUCUCUCGUCAACCUGGUGAAGAUCAUGCACCCCUACUGUCUGAAGCUGCACGUGGAAGAGGAGGCAGAUAAACUGAGGAGAAAUCACACAUUAUUCUCUCAGGAAGAGGUGUGGAAGUAUGAGACACCCACCGAAGGGAGCGAUGAAGAGAUAAAUGUUGUGUCUGAUGACGAGGCGACUGUGAAAGAGACAAAGAAGAAAGAAGGGGGAGAUAAAGAAAGUGACAGUGGCAAACCCUUGAAGAGUGUGUUGCUGAACAGGAACUCAUCCGGAGAUCCACCAGCCAGAGAGAAGAAAAGGGUGAGCUUUGGCCCCGUUCAAGUGGCUCCCUUUGAUGAAUCAGUGGAAAGGGGAUUGAGCGAGAAAAACCCUACAGGUGGGCUCACACGUGAAAUUGUGUCGGUUCCACUGAACAGCACUAAAGCACUUGAAAAUCCAGCUGGCUCAGCACUUGAACCCCAAACAUCGUCCUCACAAGUGAAUAGUAGCAAAGCCGAGGUCCUGCCUCCUAAAGGUGAGACAAAGGCCAAGUCACUCAGCCUGCAACAGUACAGACAGCUGCGCCAAAGGAGACAGCCCCUGGUGGAGAAACAGGGGAACUACACCACCAAGUGGCCCUCAGUUUCUGAGGCCCCCAAGGAGCUAACCCCCAUCCUCUGUUUACAGGGACAAAGACAAAACAGCUGUGGACCAAAGACAACACAGCCUUGUCCAGAUGGCAGGAGAAGUGGUGCUGAUCAGCCCCAUAUAUCUCAAACUCCUGGUUACAAGACCCAUCGCACUUCUGCUCAGCCCAGGCCUCACCCCUCAGAGGCGAAACCAUCCACUCCUCUACCUCGCAGCGGAUUAAAGCGCCCAAGGACGGAAUCCAAAAUCAUCUCACCUGCUAGUCCGCUGCCAGACGUCACAGAUAACCCAAUCUUGAUUGUGCCUGAAAGCAAAAAAAGUCCAGCGAAGAAACCAACGCUGCUCAGUAGCGAUCCUCCAAAUCCCGUCCUCCUCCCGCUGCCAGUUAGCCAGACAUCAUCGCCAUCCACUGACCCGUCCUCUUCAGUGUCCAAAGUGGAGUUCCUCAACAGAGACUCCAACCUCAACAGCACCAGCCACUUUCAAGAAAUCCAAAAUGAAUCCUCAGGCACAUCUCUUCAACAACAGCCAUCCUCUUUAGGGCCAAAGCCCGAGGUGAACCAGGACUGCACCACCCACUUGCAGGAAAAUAAAUGGAGGUUUACAAAAAUAACUUCAGGUGUGUCCUCUAGAUCUACAGCUUUGUGCUCAAACAUAAUAACAGACAAAUGCAGUACGAACCCGACGAAAGAAACCAAGCUGGAACCAAAGACUCCUCUGUCACCAAGUCCGGAUGCAGUGAGGCAGUGUCCCUCCUCCUCUCCACACUUCAGUCAGCCACCUGCUCCCAUAGACGCUCCCAUACCCGUGAAGGAGACAUCACCAGAGGUUCCUCCCAGGACAUCCCAUCAUGAGGAGCCAUCUCCUCCUCUUCAAUUUGGCUGCACGGUGCAGAGUGCAGCAGCCGACUCAGGAAUUGAAGCUCCUGAUCUGACCAGCCUGCUGGAGCAGUUUGAGGAAACACAAGCCAAAGAGGAGAAGGUGGAGCCCAAACUCGUUAGCGGUACUUCACCUCCAAACCUCCAAACAGAUGGACGCUUGGACAGAAGCGAACCUGGAGGAAAAGGAAGAGCCUCCACGUUACCACUGACGCCCCCCGUGGAACCACUUAAGCCUUUAAGCACUUCAAAAUCACCUGGGACCCCCGAAAACCCCAGGGACUUACCUCAGUUUCAAAGGUCGCAGGGCGUGGACAUCCCAGAGCCCCUCGGCACUGAAAUCAUCCUCAGCACUCAACCAGAUGUGCCAGCAAGACGCAAAAAUCCUCCAUCCAAGGCCAUUCAGAUAAUCGACCCCCGUCCUCUACCAUGCAAGAAGACACACAGUAACUUCCCAGAGUUCCCUGCUGCUCUCACCUCUCCUCACAUGUAUUCAUCUAUAUCCUCUGAUCACGACUACUGCGCACCUGUAGACCGUUCACUUACAAGUGCUACUCAGCGUAGCAGAGCCUCUAAACUCAAGGAUGUUUCUAAAACCACUGAUGAAUUACAGGUGACCACCCAUGACUCAAGUGCCGCUGCUCAAUGCAACCAACAGACCUCCACUGCUGAAGUUAGCCCCCCCAUUAGAGCCGUUAAUAACUCUGUGGCGCACCACCUCUCCGAGGAACCCGGGACCAGAUCAGAGACAAACCCGGCAUCAGACAAAGCUCUGUCAUCACACAACGCUGCCACAGAGCAAGACUGUGGUUGUGCAGCUGAAGACAAGGCGGCGCCGUGCACCCUCCCCACACCUCCACCCAGCCCUCCUAUCAGAGGGAGGCACAAAGGGAGGUAUGGGAGAAGAUCUCCUCGUUCUGACUCCAGCUCCAGCUCCAGCUCUUGUUCCUCCUCAUCGUCGUCGUCCAGCUCUGCAUCUCACUCUCCAAAAAGACCAAAGCGCCGUCACAAGCGGUCAGAGAGCAGUUCAUGUUCGCCGUCCCCCUCUCGCUCCAUUUCCCGCUCCCCACCUCGGCGCAACAGGUGGUCUUAUUCCAGAUCGAGAUGCAGCAGGUCAAGAUCCAGAUCCUGGUCCCACUCAAGGUCCCCAUCCAGAUCUCGAUCACCAUCCCCGAGGUUUUGCCAUAGGCAGUGGAGAGAUGUGUACAGCAGCAGAGAGUCCAGCAGGCUCAGGAGAGAGCAUGAGAUGAGGAUUCAGAAACUUAAAGCCAUAGAUGAGCGCAGGGUGGUGUAUGUCGGCCGGAUCUGCAGGUCUAUGACACACCAUGAACUGAGGGAACGCUUCUCUCAAUUUGGAGAAGUAGAAUGUGUGUCGCUUCACUUUAGAGAAAGAGGUGACCACUACGGCUUUGUCACAUUCUACAACAUGAACGAUGCUUUUGCAGCCAUCGAUAACGGCAGCAAACUACGGAGGCCCGAUGAGCUGCCGUUUGACCUCUGCUUUGGUGGAAGAAGGCAGUUCUGUAAUUCAAACUACGCUGAUCUAGAUGCAAACAGAGAUGCAGAGCCAUCUCCUGCCAAGAGCAGGUUUGAGGACCUUGACUUUGAUCAGCUGCUGAAACAGGCCCAGAGAGGAUUAAAGAGGUAGCAGAGCUGUGUGAGAGGACCAGAACACUGAGCUGGACGUGGCAGAGAUGAAAACAACCUCAGAGCCUUAUGCUCACAUUUAUGUAGCAAACUUUUGUAUGUUAGUCUUUUUUGCAUGUUUUGACUCCAGUUUGAGGUCCAGUGUGUAAGAUGUAGGUGCAUCUCUUGGCAUAAAAGGAAUAUAAUAUUCAAAAGUAUGUUUUCGUUAGUGAAUAAUCCUGGAAAUAGGAAUCAUGUUUUCGUUACCUUAGAAUAAGCCUAUAUAGCUACAGAGGGAGCGGCUCCUCCUCUGUCCACGGAGACCAAACAGUGGCUAAAGAGAGUUUGUCACAUUCUUUGUAGCCACUGUAGGUUCUCCUACACGCUUGGAAAGGAAGGGUGAGGCUGUAUUUUAUUUUGUGUUAAUGUGCUUUUUGUCUUAAUGUAAUCAUAUAUAAGUAAAGUUUUGUUAAAAAGCAAGGGGGUGUUCAGUUGGUUGCAGUGUGCAACCUCACCACUAGAUGUCAUUAAAUUCUACACACUGGUCCUUCAGUAUGCAUGCAGUUUUUGAUGUGUACAGUUAAUACGUAUGAGUUUGUAGCACUUAAUUUGACAACAUGUUUUAGUAAAACCCACUGAAGAUUUUUGUUGCAUUCCAUAACACCGAUAAAGUUUUAUAAAUUUGUAUAUAAAAAAUAAA